CCAUUGCGGCUUUCAUUUUUGUUGAAGAGCGUCUUCAACUAAGUACGAUUUGUGUUUUCUGGCAGUUAGCGUGUGCGACUUGAAACGAACGACAUGCUCCUGAUCUGCUGCCUCCUCCCGCUCCUGGCGCUACUGCUGUCGCCCGCCUUGGGGAAGCAGUGCGCUCAUUUCUCCCAGGACGACCUGCUAUCCCGUCUCGAGUAUCGUGUUCCCAAAUGCCUCGGCCCAAGUGUAUCCUCUUCCGCGCUGUCAACGUUGACCGAGCGCUUCGUCGCCAACGAGUUCGAUCGCCGCCAGCCGCUGGCGCUCGUGCUCUUUUCCAAUUCCAGCGAUCUGCUACACUCGCUGACUGGCGCUUUGGCCUCCUCGCUUUUCGGAAUAUCUCGCUCCCCACACACAGUACAAAGCGUCGACUUCCAGGCACUUAUCGAACCCUCGCGAACCUCCAACUAUGAAAUUAAGCAGAGGCUGCGAUCUGCUCUGGCCACUCCGUUAGGCUCCUGCCCCGAGCGCAGCCUCUUCGUACUUGACAAUGUCCAAGCCUUGGAUGACGCUGCCCUGCCAGUUCUCGACGUGUUUCUAGACCCUCUCAACGGCAAGCGCGCCCAGUUCCAGCACUAUGACGAGAGCAAAGCCAGUCGCGUUUUCGACUGUACCAACUCAAUCUUCCUAUUCCUGUAUAAGAUCGCAGCUAACAAUUCUCCUUUGGAUGGUGGAGAGAAUGGAUCAAGAGCAUCCAGCAAGUGGCGCGAGUUUUUGAUGCAACAUUGGACUCGCUCCGAAGGAACGAUUGAGGAGUUCACGCCUCAGGCCUUUGUUGGACGACUUACUGAUGCGAUAGCGGUGUUCCCACCUGAUGAAGAUGAUAGUACUGGUACCAGUUACGAUGAAUUCAAACAGUCGCGCGAGUGGCGUCAAAUGUGCGACCUGCAAGCAAAUUACGAAGAAGACGAAGCUGGAGGCAACGAGAUUAUUACAGCUUCAACGCUGUCAAUUGUUGCUGAAAAUGUUGCUGCUGCCACCCCAGUGAUUUCUGGAGCAAUUGUUAUGAUGUCGAUACCGGCAUAUCUGCUUAUUCUGACUCGUGCUAAGCGCUGGAAUGAAGAAACCACUAAGCAACGAGGUCAUAUUCAUCGCCGCCGAAACAGCGGCAGCAGUGGCAGCGCGAGAAGGAAAAGGAGAAGAACGCGUAAAUGAGAAAUUGACUAUAGCUUUAAGAUUAACGGGAAACCGGGAGAAGUUUGUAUUACAGUUCGGGGAUGUCUCUGGGAUGCAAAUAUAUAACAUUUGGGAACUAUGGCGGUUUGGUCCUUUCAGUGUACGAACCUAUGUUGCCCAUUCGUCCGACUUAUCCUAGUAAAUGCGGGCAGACUCUGCAGCAAGUGGAUACAAGUGAAUACCAAGGCGUACACGUGUGAAUUGGUUUGGCAUAGGAAAUUCGGAAACUGAACCGCAGCUUACUGGGCUCGGAUCGCGUGUUCAAGGUGGCUGAUGAUCUACGAUGUGAAUAGGAGAAUACAGGGUAGGUAG
Phytophthora nicotianae INRA-310 is the source of this 1530-nucleotide messenger RNA. RefSeq lists its product as hypothetical. The record is from RefSeq and is a predicted model, not a curated record. Bases 94 to 1197 code for a protein of 367 amino acids. NCBI's taxonomy places the organism in Eukaryota, Oomycota, Peronosporomycetes, Peronosporales, Peronosporaceae. The transcript has a single exon. Gene Ontology annotation, molecular function: ATP binding; ATP hydrolysis activity.